GCAGAGAGGGGUGGAGGACACUGAGUGGAGGCCAGUAGAGGGAUUGGCAGAGAGGGAUGGAGGACACUGAAUGGAGGCCAGUGGAGGGAUUGGCAGAGAGGGGUGGAGGACACUGAGUGGAGGCCAGUAGAGGGAUUGGCAGAGAGGGAUGGAGGACACUGAAUGGAGGCCAGUGGAGGGAUUGGCAGAGAGGGGUGGAGGACACUGAAUGGAGGCCAGUGAAGGGAUUGGCAGAGAGGGGUGGAGGAUACUGAGUGGAGGCCAGUGGAGGGAUUGGCAGAGAGGGGUGGAGGACACUGAAUGGAGGCCAGUGGAGGGAUUGGCAGAGAGGGAUGGCAGAUACAGAACGGUCGCCAAUGAGGAGGGAGUUACAAUAGUCAAGGCGAGAGAUAACCAGAGGUUAGGAACGGGUGUAUCUUGG
Molecule: messenger RNA, 421 nt
Organism: Staurois parvus
Lineage: Eukaryota; Metazoa; Chordata; Amphibia; Anura; Ranidae
Source: the annotation of a GenBank genome assembly